CUCUGUGCUGGACCCAUCCCUGGGAGCAGCAAUGAAGACGGAGCCAGGACUGGCCCCCAGGACCCCUACCACCACCCCUGGCCCUACCAGCCGCCCACCCUGGGCAGUGGACCCCUCAUUCGCUGAGCGCUACGCCCCGGACAAGACGAGCACGGUGGUGAGCAAGCACAGUCAGCCGGCCACGCCGACCCCCAUGCAGAACCGCAGCUCCAUCGUGCAGGCGGCGCAGCAGGCCCCCGAAGGGCCUGGGCGCACGCCCCUCUGCUACAAGUGCAACAAGGUCAUCAGGGGACGCUACCUGGUGGCACUGGGGCAUUAUUACCACCCCGAGGAGUUCAUCUGCUGCCAGUGCAGGAAGGUGCUGGAUGAGGGUGGUUUCUUCGAGGAGAAAGGCUCCAUCUUCUGCCCCAAGUGCUACGACACGCGCUAUGCACCCAGCUGCGCCAAGUGCAAGAAAAAGAUCACCGGGGAGGUCAUGCAUGCACUGAAGAUGACCUGGCACGUGCAGUGCUUCACCUGUGCUGCCUGCAAAACUCCCAUCCGCAACCGUGCCUUCUACAUGGAGGAGGGACAGCCCUACUGCGAGAGAGACUACGAGAAGAUGUUUGGCACCAAGUGCCGCGGCUGCGACUUCAAGAUCGAUGCUGGGGACCGGUUCCUGGAGGCGCUGGGGUUCAGCUGGCACGACACUUGCUUCGUCUGUGCGAUCUGCCAGACCAACCUGGAAGGGAAGACGUUCUACUCCAAGAAGGACAAGCCGCUCUGCAAGAGCCACGCUUUCUCCCAUGUGUGAGGGGCGGGAGUUCAGCUGUGCCCACGCAUGCCCCUGGCCCUGCAUGCUCCUCUCCCCUCCACCCCUGCUACCCCCAGGGAGCCAGGCUGGGCCCUCACCCCUUUCCUUUGCUCCUGCCUAUUUCCUGGCAGCUCUUGGCCCGGCUCCAACCUGAGGUGGUGCUGGGCUCAGAGCCCCUUAUAGCUGGGCAGCUUCUUCCAUGCCCCCCAGCUGGCCCUAGGAGCCCUGGGAAGGGGACACUGCUUGAGUCUCCUGUCCCCAAGCUAUGCAGCGUGGUGGCUGUGGCUGUGCCGAGGCUGGUAUCAGGGAGGAUCUGGCACAGCAGGGCUGCUCCCUCGCUCAGCUGGGGCCCGGCUGCCUGGCAGCUCAGUGCUGGGGCAGGGAUGCUCCUUGCACAUCCC
Messenger RNA from Tauraco erythrolophus (red-crested turaco), 1194 nucleotides. The record is from RefSeq and is a predicted model, not a curated record. Lineage: Eukaryota; Metazoa; Chordata; Aves; Musophagiformes; Musophagidae.